This is a messenger RNA of Trichomycterus rosablanca, 1446 nucleotides long. RefSeq names its product NADH-cytochrome b5 reductase 3. The record is from RefSeq and is a predicted model, not a curated record. NCBI's taxonomy places the organism in Eukaryota, Metazoa, Chordata, Actinopteri, Siluriformes, Trichomycteridae. The coding region runs from base 74 to 988 and encodes 304 amino acids. The transcript has 9 exons. Gene Ontology annotation, molecular function: oxidoreductase activity.
CAAGCUGUUAAUCAUUCUAUAUUGUUUUAUUGCGCACCAUAUUUCAUUUGAUUGGCGAUAAGGAUUAGCAGGCAUGACCCACGCAGUGACCACCACCGUGGCAGUGACAGCUGGGGUGCUGGUGCUGUCUACUGUCAUUGUCCUGGGCUACUUUUUCCUUGGGAAGAAAAAGAAACCCUUGGUUACCUUGCUUGAUCCCUCAGAGAAAUAUCCACUGAGACUCAUAGACAAAGAGGUAACUAGCCACGAUACACGCAAGUUUCGCUUUGCCCUGCCAAGCCCGCAGCAUGUUCUGGGCCUGCCUGUAGGAAGGCAUGUAUACCUCUCUGCUCGGAUCGACGGAGCUCUAAUUGUGCGCCCCUACACCCCUGUGUCUAGUGAUGAUGACAGAGGGUUUGUUGAUCUGGUUGUAAAGAUUUACUUUAAGGAUACAAACCCCAAGUUUCCUGAAGGAGGAAAGAUGUCUCAGUACUUGGAGAGCUUGAGACUUGGAGAUGUGGUUGACUUCAGAGGGCCUGGAGGCUUGCUUGAGUACAAAGGCGAUGGGCAGUUUGGCAUACAGAGUGACAAGAAGUCCCCACCUGAAAUGAAGAAGGCCGGCACAUUGGGUCUCAUUGCUGGUGGAACAGGCAUCACGCCCAUGCUACAACUGAUCCGUGAUAUAAUGAAGAACCCUAGUGACACUACUCAAUGCAGCCUGCUGUUUGCCAACCAGACCGAGAAGGACAUCAUCCUGAGAGACGAACUUGAGGAGAUCCAGGCCAGACACCCAGAUAAGUUUAAGCUGUGGUUCACUGUGGACACUGCUCCUGCAGACUGGGAUUACAGCCAGGGCUUCAUCAGUGCAGAAAUGAUCCACGAGCACCUACCACCACCCAGCGAUGACUGUAUGAUUCUCAUGUGUGGACCACCUCCCAUGAUCCAGUUCGCCUGCACCCCCAACCUGGACAAGCUGGGCUAUAAGCAGAGCCAACGCUUCAUCUAUUAGACACUACCGUCUGUCUUAAGCACUUUUCAAUCUAAUCCAUAUACUCCAGUGCUCUUACUAGUGGUGUGUAGAAGUACAUCUGGCUCAGGCGUUAAGUAUUUCUGAGAGGAGAAAAUGAAAUGCACUUGAAAUGAAUCGCCAUUACCGGGCACCUCAAGCUGGAUCUCCAGAAUUAUAUAAAAGCUUUAUUAGUAUAUAUUAGUUUUUUUUUUAAUGCAUGCAGCAUUAUCUCUAUAUAUUGUAUUUUCUUGUACCAAAGAUGAGCUUCUCCACAAAGAAUAUCACGCAAAAUAAAGAUCUGCAACACUUUCCACAGAAGCAGUGUGUAUCUAAUGCUGUUUAUCAAAUGUUUAGUAUGUUUAGUUUUACCUUAAUUCUAAAUUUUAAACAGCCAGAUUGUUCCCCUGUCGAAAAUGUUGCUUUGAUAUGUUGCUUGCCACUUUAAACAGUUAAAACGA